UCUUCUCAUUAGUUUAUUUUUUCAUCAGUUUACAUUAGUUUAUUUUUUCAUCAGUUUACCUUUCCACCAGUCUAGACUUCUUGUGUUAAGUUGGCUUUCAAUAAACUUUUUAAAUAUUUCUUUACUCAAUAUAAAAAGAUAAGUCUAAGUAGUUCUCUCUUUUCUCUCACCACCUGUUUCUUCUGAGAUGGAUAAACUGCCAGGGGUGAACAUAACGACUGCUAACAGCUCUACUGUGGCCCGGCUUCAUCCUUCCUUCAUCGAGCAUGGUUCCUACCAGCACCUGUGUGUCCUCGUGCCUGUCAUCCUCGGGGUGAUCUGUGUCCUYGGGCUGGCCAGUACCCUCACAGCCAUGGGCAUCCUGAUCUCAAACGCCCACCGUGGGAAACUAUCCCUUAUCAACGCUCUCAUCCUCAACCUGAUGUUUGCCGACGGCCUUGUACUGGCWUUCGCCCUCCCGUUCCGCGCUGCUGCCUUUUCCAAACCCAGUUGGACGCUUGGUUGGACGGUGUGCAAGACCUGUGAUUGGUUCCUGCAGAGCUGCAUGGCUGCGAAGAGUUUUACCGUAGCGGUGAUGGCUAAGGCUUGUUACCGUUACGUCUCUAACCCGACUAAACAGGUCAGCAUCAGUCUACGCUCCAUCCUAUUGGUGAUGUGGUUCCUCUGGCUGUCUGCCUGCUCCGCCCCCAUCCCUACCUGGCUGUUCUCCUCACUGCAGAGAGAGACCCGGGGGCUGGUGUGUGUGCAGGUGGUUCCCCCUGAAGCGCAGGACUUCAUGUCGGUCUACGUCAAGGYGUACCCCCUGAGUGUGUUCUGCGCCCCUUUGAGUUUUGCCCUGCUGUAUUUCUGGCGGGUGUAUGGGCAGUGCCAGCGGCGCUGUAGUAAGACCCAGAACCUCCGAACGCAGAUCAGAUCCAGGAAGCUCACUCUGAUGCUAUUCAGUCUGACGGUAGCCAUGACAACGAUGUGGCUGCCACAGUGGGUGGUCUGGGUGUGGGAGCGGCACGCCGCGGAGCGAGAGGCACAGGGACCGGGAGGACCCUUUGUYGUCUUCUCUCCCCCUCUCCUCCUCUCCCUCUCCGCCCUGCUCCUCACUUUCUUUCUCUCCCUGGUGAACCCGCUCAUCGUCCUCUCUCUGUCAGAGGAGUUCAGGGAGGGUUACAGAGGUCUGUGGAGGCGCCUUACUCUUCGUAAACACACCCUGUCCAACCCCAAACCUGGCCCCCAUGCACCCACUGCCCCCCAGUCCCCCUGCCCACGACCAGAGACCUCGGGCCAGCMGAGGGGAGGAGACGGAGGCCUAGGCUCCAUCCCUUGCCAGGGGACGAGAGUUGAUCCCCAACCCCAGAUGGAGCAGGGCGGAGUGGGAGAGGCGGAGGAUGAGGCAGAGGGAGAGAGCCCUCGGGAUGGGAUCGUGCUGCUAGACGUGGAGCAGUUUUGGCAUGAGAGAGAGACAGGCUCCAUGACAGAGGAGAAUGAUCCCAUACCCUGGGAGCACCAGGAGGGCGCACCAGCCGAGGGGAGGAAGUGAAGGAAGUGAGGAGAAGAUAUACACACAGACAAACAGGACUGGUUCUAAGAGGCUACUCAAUACUCAGCUACAUCUGUCCUUGUCUUUGUGUAUCUGUCUAUCUUGUGUGGUUUUUGUGAACAAAUUGUGUUACCCACCACAACCAGUGAUUUUUAAGUAAAAGGUUGUUUGAGAGUAUUUGGAUACUGCCUCAACGAUGCCUGAUACACUCUUUAGCAUGGAGACCAGCCAGUAAGCCUCCCCUCUCUCUUCCUCUCAGUUAGCGCCACAGCGUUCAAACAACCUUCAAACAACACACACACUGACAGACUAUAUCAGCAGCUGUAACGGACUGACAUUUGACUAUACCUCACUGGACUGAAGAUCAGUCAACAGAGGAAUCAGCACAGGAGACAAUACAGGAGACAACACAGGAGACAAYACAGGAGACAACACAGGAGACAAUACAGGAGACAACACAGGAAUCAACACAGGAGUCAAUGGUUGGUAUUCAUUCAACUGUGUCUAUGAUAUUGUUUGAUGGGAAUUACAUUGGUUUGUCAACUGUUUGAUUGGUUAUUGUUAUGGUGAAUAUACAUAAAGUGUUAUAUUUCACUGUAGAUGUGUGUGUAUAUAUAUAUAUAGUGCUAGUCCACCUACCGCUAACUAGCAGGCUUGUAACU
Molecule: messenger RNA, 2193 nt
Organism: Salvelinus sp. IW2-2015
Lineage: Eukaryota; Metazoa; Chordata; Actinopteri; Salmoniformes; Salmonidae
Product: G-protein coupled receptor 151
Biological process (GO): G protein-coupled receptor signaling pathway
Cellular component (GO): plasma membrane
Molecular function (GO): G protein-coupled receptor activity
Source: RefSeq, a predicted model, not a curated record